Molecule: messenger RNA, 375 nt
Organism: Purpureocillium lilacinum
Lineage: Eukaryota; Fungi; Ascomycota; Sordariomycetes; Hypocreales; Ophiocordycipitaceae
Cellular component (GO): cytosol
Molecular function (GO): protein-disulfide reductase activity
Source: RefSeq, a predicted model, not a curated record
AUGGUCCGAGAAAUCAAGUCGAGCGCCGAGCUCAAGGAGGUCUUCGCCAGCAACACGUACGUCGCCGUCGACUUCUUCGCCGACUGGUGCCCGCCGUGCAAGGCCAUCUCGCCCGUCUUCGAGCAGCUGAGCGGCAAGCACGCCGUCGAGGGCCAGCUGGCCUUUGUCAAGGUCAACGUCGACAACGUCAAGGAACUGGCCGUGCAGUACCGCAUCACGGCCAUGCCGACGUUCCUCUUCUUCAAGGACGGGACGCAGGUCGCCGUCCACGGGCAGAAGAUGGUGCAAGGCGCGAACCCGCCGGUUCUCACCGCCGCGGCGGAGAAGCUGGGCGGGCUGGCGCGGAAGCGGGCAGAGGAGGCCGCGGCGAAAUGA